GCAGGAGUCCCAGUCGAGAUUCAGUCCGUUACACGCCGCGACACUUGGCCUGCUGCUGCUGCCGUCUUGUGAACUCAACGCCGAUUAUAUCUGACUAUAACCGACCACCAUGGGAGUCGAAGGCUGCACCAAAUGUAUCAAGUACCUGCUUUUCUUCUUCAAUUUCAUCUUCUGGCUUGCAGGAGGUGUCAUCCUGGGCGUGGCCCUGUGGUUGAGACACGACCCCAAGACCAGCAGCCUCCUGGAGCUUGAAUUUGAUGGAGCCCACGCCCCUAGCACCUUCUACAUCAGUGUCCAUAUCCUGAUUGCUGUCGGCGCAGUGAUGAUGGUGGUCGGUUUCCUCGGCUGUUAUGGCGCCAUCCAAGAGUCUCAGUGUCUACUGGGAACUUUCUUUGCCUGCCUGGUCAUCCUGUUCGCCUGUGAAGUUGCAGCUGGAAUCUGGGGAUUCAUGCAUAAAGACACUGUGUCAAAGGAGAUGAUCAACUACUACGACUCUGUGUAUGAAAAGGCUGUGGCAGAAAGCAUCGUUGAUCUAGACAAGAAAAGGGCUGCCGCCAGCGUGCUCAAGGUCUUCCACGAGACGCUGAGCUGCUGUGGUAAAGGCCAGGGCUCCACUUUCAUGACAAAGUUUACAGACGUACUUGGCCUGACUGACCUCUGCCCCAGCUCUGGAACUUUAACUAGUUGCCACACGAGGAUUGAUGAAUUGUUCACAGAUAAGAUCUACCUGAUUGGUCUCGCCGCUCUGGUGGUUGCAGUAAUUAUGAUCUUUGAGAUGAUCUUCAGCAUGGUGUUGUGCUGCGGGAUCCGCAACAGCCCGGUGUACUAAAGCGACGGGCCGCCAGCCUGCUCGCCCAUGAAGGAAGGACGACCUCGAAGUCUCCGUCUCAUUCUUUUCCCUUUCUUUCAUAAGCAGGAAACGUCACAUAUAUUGCUUGCUGGAUUUAGUCGGCUCUUUGAGAAGACAACCUAAACCAUCCUCCAUUGAGCAUUUUAAUUACACUGUCAAUUAUUUUUUUGUUAGCCACAGAUGCUGUUCUUCAUAUUUGACCAGUGCUAUCCUAACCUGUUAUGUAGAUAUUAUAUCACUCUGUCACAAAUGACUUUCACCAGUCCUGGUGCUGUAAUCCUAGUGAUGCAUUAGUUGUUUACUGCUCCCUUGCCUAUGAACAUGCUCUUAUAUUCUUGGUUUUAUGGAUGUUUUUUCACUGUUUUAUGUAUAAACUGUAUAUAAAUAUAUAUAUUAACAGUGCUUUAUGACUGCCUAAGCAUGGAAAUUGUAUUACAGUAGAUCCUUCUCCUGUAUUAUUCCUGCACUCUCUGCUUGUUUGUCUCUCUCUAGACUGAACCAGAUGAUGGUGUAUAUGACCGGCACUAGUGAAGCACUAGUGUUGGCCUCACCAUGCCACAUAGAGGUUAACACAUAUGAACACACGUCCCUGUCCUACAGACCAUUGUCCUGGUUCACACCCACACUGCUGUGUGAUGUCUGCAGGAACUGACUAAAGAAGGAAUCUCUAUUAUUCUUGGAAGCUGGAACCAAAGUCAAAGUGACCCGAUGUCUGUCAUUUUGGCCCUAUGGACUUAUUUGUUGUCUUUGGCUGUUUGUUGUUCAUCAUGUGUCUAAAACUGUCCGAGUUCUCGCUUGUAUAAAACACUCAAGGAAAGCGUUUCCCUCAGUAGUUGUCUUUAGAUUUCAUUAACUACUUUACUUAUUCGGCCUCGCAUGAUUCAAGACUUGUGAAUCAUCAUCAACAUUUCAAUUGUGUGGUUAAAAAAGCCAGUCUGGUUAUCUUAUUGUUAGUGAUGUCUAAAUGAAGCCUCAUGAACCAUUAGUUAUUUUUGUUGACUACACUAAAUGGCACUCUUGAUUUAAAGAGAGCACCAUCCAGUGGGCCCAGAAAAUAAUUCAUAAAGCUUCAUUUGGCCAUCACUAUUGUUUUUUUUUAUGAUUUCCUCCCGACAACAACAGGAAGCAGAAAUCAAAUCUGUUUGAAAUAUUUCUGGAAACCACAGUUUGAACGGUUUUAUACAACUGUGCACUUAUUUGUGGAGGCAACUCACUUAACACUACAACCACCUCUCCCAGAUCAGAUGAAUCAAACUGAGAUUAUGAGCCAUAACAUUUAAACUCCAGUUGCAUCCAUGUAUUGACCCUGUGCUGACAAUCAGCAAGACUUUUUGUAUGGCUCAUAAUCUCAGUUUGAUUCCUCUGAUUUGGGAGAGCUGAUUGAUCAGCAAACUGGUUGCUCAGCCCUGAAGGAAAUUAAUUGACUUCACACAUGGUGAAACUCCAGCCUAUCGGCAAUGUAGAAAGCAAGAAAGAGCCUUGGUUUGGUGUUAUGGAUCUGGGUUGCCUUGUCUGGUUGAGUCUAGUCCCAUCUCAUCUGACCUGGUUGAGUCAAUGUAUUAUCCCUUUGGCUUCACAGCCUACUAACCUCCCUCAUUGUCACCAUUCAUGUGGUACCUGUUCCCAGAGCAGGCAGGAGCAGCUCAACUGUCAUGAGCCAGCCAGUGGUUUGCACUAAGCUGAUUGCCCUCUUGCUUAUGUUGCGUAGCCGUUGGUUUGUCCCCGUAUGCACCACACAAUUUGACUUUGUGUAUUUGUGUGCACAUACAAAUCAAUAUGAUCACCAGUGCAACUGGAUCAAAGUGUGUGUGAGACAUACAGAGACCUAUUCCUAGUAAGUCACAACACCUGAAAAAGAAAUAGUUCCAGCAUGUAGCUCCUCUUAAAACCCCAGCUUAUGGUAUCUAGUAAUUAUUUAGACAUUUGUGGUUUCACAAAUUAAUUUCAGGGCUGCUGUAUUAGACUGCGUAAGAUUUAACAAGUGGUAAUGAUUUUGUGUCUGCUACCUUUAAGUCCAUAUUUUAACUGUCUUGUGCUGACUGCAGUGGUAAUAUUUGUAGCAGUUUUUGUACUAGUAUGGGGUAGCGCAGUGACAUUAACAGCUACACUGUCGGCCACAAAUCAGUCUUAACUGCCUCCUGAAGUUCAGCCAAUCAGAACGCUCCCACCUGGCAACUGAACAUACUGCUUGUAUAGUCCAGCAGGGUUUCUACUCCACCACACAGGCUUUGAAAUAUGUUGUCCUGAGGUCUGCUCCUACUAGAUCAUGCUGCCGCUGACACUACCGCAUCACAUUAAAUUGUAUCAUCUUGUUUAACCUUCCAUAUUAUCACUGCUUCGUCAACCAACUAAAACCUUGUCUUGUUAACAUCUCAUACUUAAACUGAGAAACAGUAAAAGUGUCUUGUAAUAUUUACAGCUCUGAUGUACUAAUGAACUCAUGAAGGCUGUAGAAAGACAAUGUAUGCCUUUUUUUCUUCUUGUAUUGUGAUAUCAGUGUUUGGUACGUCGUCCAAGGAGUCCAGAUAGAAAGGGUGGAAGAUUUUGUGGCAGUGGUGACUGAGAAGAAGUCAAACCUUGAACACAUCAGCUACUUCCUCCUCAGCAAUCAUUGGGCAACACCCCACAGUACAGUAUUCCCCAAUGAGGAAGACGCUAGCUGUGUUUCUCUGACAGUACUGUCCACGUUGAUGCCUUUUUUAAUUCGGGAACUGACACUCAGGACCCACUGCCACUUAAAUCUCAACCCCCCUCUACUAUUGUAGACUUUGGUUUGCCCAAAUAUAAAGGGAUUAAAUGUAUUUUACAAAUAAA
This is a messenger RNA of Centropristis striata (black sea bass), 3664 nucleotides long. RefSeq names its product CD81 antigen-like. The record is from RefSeq and is a predicted model, not a curated record. NCBI's taxonomy places the organism in Eukaryota, Metazoa, Chordata, Actinopteri, Perciformes, Serranidae. The transcript is spliced from 8 exons. Bases 110 to 829 code for a protein of 239 amino acids. Gene Ontology annotation, cellular component: membrane.